This is a messenger RNA of Thamnophis sirtalis, 1370 nucleotides long. The record is from RefSeq and is a predicted model, not a curated record. NCBI's taxonomy places the organism in Eukaryota, Metazoa, Chordata, Lepidosauria, Squamata, Natricidae.
AUUUCUCAUAGAUUUAUCGUGUAAGGCUGGCAUAAAAGGGUUGAACUUAAAAGAUUAUCAUUCUGACAGAGUAAGAAGCUUUCAAGUCUAUCAGAAGCGACCCUCUAGUACUCACUUCUCUGGUAACACGUAUAUAUAUUGCUUCAAUUCUUGGAAUGCUCCUCUGUAACUAAAUUUGUAUAAGGAAGCACAGGUGGUGGGGAAAAGGAAAAUUCGUCAUUUACAGAACAAGUCGGUAGGCCUGAUAGAGAAUGUCUUUAUUUAAAGCUCGGGAGUGGUGGUCUACAAUAGUUGGCAAUAAAGAAGAAUUUGAUCAAGGAUGUUUAUGUGUUGCAAAUAUUGACAAUAGCAGUAGUGCACAAGAUAAAAUUAUUGUGGGCAGUUAUAUGGGAUUUCUUAGAAUCUAUCAUCCCCAUCCUAUAAAACCUGGACAUGUUAUGCAAGCUGAAGAUAUGCUCUUGGAAGUACAGUUAUGUGAGCCAAUAUUACAAGUGGAAGUAGGAAAAUUUGUUUCUGGCACAGAAUUGCUUCAUCUGGCUGUAUUGCAUUGCAAAAAAUUAUGUGUCUACGCUGUCUCAGGUAGCUUAGGAAAUACAGAAUAUGGCAACCAAUACCAGCUAAAAUGUAUGUAUGAACACAGUCUUUAUCGAACUGCAUAUAACAUGACAUAUGGACCAUUUGGAGGUAUAAAAGAUGACAUUCUCAUCUUCACUGAGACACUAGAAGAGCACAUCAAGCUGGUAUGCCAGGUGCUCAAAAAACUCCUAGUGGUGAAACUGUAUAUCAAAUUGUGUAACUGGCUGCAUCAGGGAGAGCAGGAGAUAGGGGCCUUUAAGCAAGAUAAUCUAGGAGUGGUGACCAAGUUCUACCAGCAUAUUCUAGCUUUAGUAUUUGCUAUUGAUGAGAUCAAUUAUAAUCCCAAGAUUUUACCCAAUGCUACUCUCGGAUUCCACGUCUUUGACAGUUACUCUGAUUCAAAGAUGACUUACCGCACCGUUUUGGACCUGCUCUUCACUUCCCAAGUGUUCGUGCCAAACUACAAAUGUGGCAGUCAGAAAAACGCAAUAGGAAUAAUUGGGGGAUUUGGUUCCGAUACAACCUCACGCAUGGCAGAUAUCUUGCACCUUUAUAAGAUUCCACAGCUUCAUUCAUUUCUUCAGAGGAUUUCAUUCAACAACAGUGCUGGAGAUGAAAUCACAUUUAAUGACCAUGGAGAAUUGGCAGGUGGAUUUGAUAUUACAAACUUGGCCACUUUUUCUAAUAAUUCCUAUAUCAAGGUCCAGGUUGGAAGGUUGGAUCCUCACAAAGGAUUUACUAUUGAUGAAGACAAAAUUGAAUGGGAGAGAGAUUUCACCCAGGUGGGAAAAUAA